CGCAUCUUAAUUACUUGAAGGGAAAGACUUUCUCAUCGCUGCAAAAUAUUAUCCACGGAAUCAGAAGAUUUAGGGUUUUGAUCUAAUUCUUGAUCGGCGAUGGAGAGAACUAGCAACGGAGGAAUGUUGUAUCACGAGGUGCAGGAAGCAAAUCUGUGCGCCGUACACUGCGUCAACACGGUGCUGCAGGGACCUUUCUUCUCCGAAUUUGAUUUGGCUGCCGUCGCCUCCGAUCUCGACGGGAAGGAGCGUCAGGUAAUGCUCGAAGGCGCCGCCACCGGAGGAUUUUCCGCCGGCGAUUUUCUCUCUGAGGAGUCGCACAACGUUUCCCUCGGCGGCGAUUUCAGUAUCCAGGUCUUGCAAAAGGCUUUGGAAGUGUGGGAUUUACAAGUGAUUCCGCUCAAUUGUCCCGAUGCAGAGCCUGCGCAGAUAGAUCCCGAGCUUGAAAACGCCUUCAUCUGCCACUUGCAUGACCAUUGGUUUUGCAUAAGGAAAGUGAACGGCGAAUGGUAUAACUUUGACAGCCUCCUCGCUGCGCCGCAACACCUAUCGAAGUUCUACCUUUCAGCGUUUCUCGACUCUCUCAAAGGCUCGGGAUGGAGCAUCUUCAUAGUGAAAGGAAACUUCCCGCAAGAAUGUCCAAUGUCGUCUUCUUCGGAAGCUUCCAACACUUUCGGACAGUGGCUUUCUCCAGAAGACGCAGAGAGAUUAUUAAAGAACACGAGCUCGGUGGAGGGUCCUUCUGGCACCAACAACAGAACUGAUGUCAGUGUCGAUGAACAAAGACCAUAUCAGGCAUUGUCGCGGGAGGAAGUGAGGUCUUUUUCAGAGAUGGAAGACGAUGACUUGAAGGCAGCUAUUGCAGCGAGUUUGCUUGAUGCUUCUGCGAGUGGUGCCAAUCUCGGAGCUGCUGGGACUUCUCAAAGCGAAACUGAGAAACAAAAGUAGCACAGAGAAUAGAGAACAAGCUUUUAUUGAUGAGGGUGAGGAACAUUCACGUGGUUUUGUUUUGUUUUUUUUUUUUUGUUUUUUUGUUAUCGACAAUUUUACAUACAGAACAUAAAA
Eutrema salsugineum is the source of this 1065-nucleotide messenger RNA. RefSeq names its product ataxin-3 homolog. The transcript is spliced from 2 exons. The record is from RefSeq and is a predicted model, not a curated record. Gene Ontology annotation, biological process: protein deubiquitination. Gene Ontology annotation, cellular component: nucleus. Bases 100 to 948 code for a protein of 282 amino acids. Gene Ontology annotation, molecular function: cysteine-type deubiquitinase activity. Lineage: Eukaryota; Viridiplantae; Streptophyta; Magnoliopsida; Brassicales; Brassicaceae.